AUGCAAAUCUUGCGACAAUUCAUUGCAGCGGAGGAACUGAACUCGCUGGUGGGAGAUGCUUUCCGAAUGGCGUUCGCGUCGCAGCUGCAGCCCUCCGCACCGCUCUGGAGCAGGGAGCUAAGUGGAAGCGACUGCGGCAUGGGUGUGCGUGCGCCCGACACACUGCCCGGCCUGACGCAUCAUUACCCACAUUGUGGUGACAGAUCCCCAAUGAAAUGUGACAGAAUGGGUGUUUCAAAACUAGUAAACGAGCCUAGCCCGAGCAGUUCGGAGGAGUCGAACUCGCCAACAGAGAUCAAUUGCUACAGGCGCCUUGGCGAGCGGCCCCCGCUCAUGAAGCGGCUAGCUAUGGGACUCAGCGGUGCCUUGUUACAGCCUUCCGAUGAUGACUCCACGCCACUCGUCGCUGAUACACCUACAACCCCAACAAACCUACCCUUAUGCCUCAACGGCGGUUACAUCAACGAGGCUUCCGAAGCUGAACAACGAACUCGAGAGAGCAACCGGGAGCCUCCCACAAUACCAACCAUGCCUACGAUGCCAGUCGCGCCUGCCGCGCCUCGACGUACCGAACACUUAGUGCACGGAGAUUUAGAUGUCGAUUUCAGAAGAUGUAAUAAUAUGAAAAACAGUGAAUCCGGUGCGUGUAGCCGAACAACGUCAUCGUCGUCAGGCGCAUCGUCCUGCGGCGGCACUCCGGCCAAUAACAAUGUGCCUCGAGCCGAACCUGAGCUACGACAAGCGCCUUGGUUCCAACAUGGAAUUCCUAGAGAGAUAGCCUUGGAGGUGUUAAGCACGCAGCCCGUGGGCGCGUUCCUGGUGCGUGGCAGCACGACGCAGACCGGCUGCUACGCGCUAUCCGUGCGAGUUCCGAGGGACUUCACUCCCGCCGGCAUCGCACACUAUCUCAUACUCAGAACCCCUAAAGGGUACAAAAUCAAGGGUUUCACGAAGGAGUUCACGUCGUUGUGCGCGCUGGUGACGCACCACAGCGUGAUGCCGGAGCUGCUGCCGGUGCCGCUGCGUCUGGCGCGCGCGGCGCGGCCCCCGCCCCCGCGGCGCGACCACGCCGACAUCGACGCGCUGCACCACGCGCAGCACGCGCCGCACCACGCGCAGCACGCGCCGCACCACGCGCCGCACCACACGCCGCACCACACGCCGCACCACAGCGCGCUGCACCCGCAUCACUUCUUGGCACAGCCACACGUUUAA
Arctia plantaginis is the source of this 1215-nucleotide messenger RNA. The record is from the annotation of a GenBank genome assembly. Lineage: Eukaryota; Metazoa; Arthropoda; Insecta; Lepidoptera; Erebidae.